GUAUUAACGUUCCAGUCGACACUAGAAAAUGUGAAGAUUUUUCCUGUGUGCGGCUUGAUGAAAUAUUUUGCCAUGUAAAGAUUUGAACAUGAACUCAUCAUGAGGUUAUAUGUCAGUAUGUGGUGUGAAGGAUGACCGCAAACUUACCUAUUACAUGUGCAACUUCCUUAUCCAUCUCUGCUCCUUCUGGUGUCACUGUGAAUGCCACGCCUAAUGUCAACUCACCCGCUCUCUCCGUCCCCUCCCAGACCAUCACUCAUGUGAUAAGCCCCACCCAAGGGAAAUCAAUCAACCUGAGCGAGGCCAUCAAGCAUUUGGAGCAGCAGAUAUCACUCUGUGGUUCUGGUCCUCACACAGCCCAGCAGAAAGAGGAACUCGGUAAACUCAAUACACUACUGUACCAGUACAAAGUAGAGCUACAGAAGUCUGUUAACAGUAAACCUACUGUCAACUCUGAGAGCUCCUCAGCUGCCACUUCAGCCAUGUUAGGGGGCGCCGCCCAGUCAGCAGGGGCCAAACCCACAGUGAUUGGUCAGCCAGGAGGGUCAGAGGUCAGGGUGCUGGACAAGCGGCGCCUACAGGAGCUGGUCAAGGAAGUGGACCCAUUAGAACAGCUGGACGAUGAUGUGGAAGAGGUCCUCCUGCAGAUCGCUGAUGACUUUAUAGAGAGUGUUGUCACCAAUGCCUGUCAUCUGGCCAAACACAGAAAAUCCUCCACUUUAGAAGCCAAGGAUGUUCAGCUACAUCUGGAACGUAACUGGAACAUGUGGAUCCCAGGUUUUGGGGCAGAGGAACUCCGGCCGUACAAGAGAGCGUUUCACACAGAGGCCCACAAACAGAGGAUGGCAUUAAUCAAGAAGACACUGAAGAAAUACUGAAGCCUGCUGUGUCCCAGCACAUCUUGACAUGCAUGUUUCACAGCGGAUGGGUUGUGACUAAACCCUAGUUGCUUCGGGACAGGAUUGUUGUGAAAUCUCAGGUGUUGGUUAUAGUUUGAAGUGCAGCAGCAGAGUAUCACAGCUCGAAGGAGGAAUGUGUGGAUAUUUUCAGCGAUGUGGUACUUGGCACCUUUGCAGAGUUAUGGGUCGUGGUUGUGUGGAAGAGCUGUGGGACUUGGCUGCGCAGACGAGUUGACUGUGAAUGAAAUUUUUGCUGGAAUAUACUAUUAACUAUUCAGUGUCUGUACCAAGAUUUUCCUAGAUGUGUAUAUGCUGCAUGCUAUGGAUGUUCAGUGUUAAGGCUAUUGUAAAAACAGCUUGGAAUAAAACAUGAAAUAUGGAUGUGAUGACUUCCUUGUUAUGGGGAAUUGUUGACUUAAUUUCAGUGAUUGUCAUUUAUAGGUAUGCAGUUAAAUGUAAGUAAUAAUCGAAUCAAUAAGUCA
This is a messenger RNA of Liolophura sinensis, 1381 nucleotides long. Its product is annotated as transcription initiation factor TFIID subunit 12-like. Gene Ontology annotation, cellular component: SAGA complex; transcription factor TFIID complex. The transcript has 7 exons. Lineage: Eukaryota; Metazoa; Mollusca; Polyplacophora; Chitonida; Chitonidae. The coding region runs from base 132 to 878 and encodes 248 amino acids. Gene Ontology annotation, biological process: RNA polymerase II preinitiation complex assembly; DNA-templated transcription initiation. The record is from RefSeq and is a predicted model, not a curated record. Gene Ontology annotation, molecular function: protein heterodimerization activity; TBP-class protein binding; DNA binding.